Humulus lupulus (European hop) is the source of this 1185-nucleotide messenger RNA. RefSeq names its product protein FAR1-RELATED SEQUENCE 5-like. Lineage: Eukaryota; Viridiplantae; Streptophyta; Magnoliopsida; Rosales; Cannabaceae. Bases 1 to 1185 code for a protein of 394 amino acids. Gene Ontology annotation, molecular function: zinc ion binding; nucleic acid binding. The record is from RefSeq and is a predicted model, not a curated record. The transcript is spliced from 2 exons.
AUGAAAAACAAACCACCUCCUGUGGUGGUCACCGACGGUGAUCAUGCUAUGGCGAAAGCAAUACAAAAAGUUUUCCCAACUUCUGUUCACCGGUUGUGUGCUUGGCAUCUUCAGAAUAAUGUAACUAUUAAUGCGCCUCAUCCUGUAUUCAAGUCCAAGUUCAAUGAACUACUUUAUCAAUACUGUACCGAGGAAGAUUUCAAGGAUACAUGGAAUAGAAUGGUUUCAGAAUUCGAAUUUGAGGAUAGUCGAUGGGCAAAAACUACCUACAAUAGUAGGAGGAGUUGGGUGGCUUCGAUUUUGACAAGGAACAUGUACAAAAAAGUUGAGGAGCAGAUCACGAGUGCCCUGGCUUACUCAGUGGAAUCCACCAACGUAUCCAUUGACUUCAGGUUCUACUCACUGACGCGGUUUCCAAAGGGACUUGUACGAAGUAGGGUGCGCUACCAUAUUGUCGAUGGUCAUAUAAACUGUACGUGUAUGUUGUUCGAGUCGGAUGGAAUUCCAUGUCGACAUAUAUUUGCAGUUAUGAAGCACCUCAACAUACCAUGCAUUCCUGAAUCUCUUUAUAAGGACUGGUGGAAGAAGGAUGCGAAAAACACGAUUGGGUUAAAAAAUUUAUCCCACUCAACGGUGCCACCGGAUGUGCUAGUUUGUACAAGAUGGGGAUCUUUAACUUUGCGUUUCAAUGCAAUGGGAUACUAUGCCACAAAACAUAAUGAAAAUUUUGAAGAGGCAAUGAAUGAAAUGUCACGUAUGGAACAAAAAUUUAAGUCAAUGUCAGUGGAGGUCCAAUCUGUAGACCAAGUUUCAAAUGUGGCUCCUACUAACAGCCGCGAUCACCCCGCCAACAGAGGAAUUCGAGACCUAACUGUGGUAAGAACGAAGGGGAGGGAAACAAACAAGUCAAAAUCAAAAGAGAAGGACACAGAAAAUGGGAGAUCCAAGAAAAAUAGGUGUCGCAACUGCAACCAGUUAGGGCAUAAUAAGGCUACUUGCAAAUCUAAUCCCGCAGCUCACACAAUAGAAAAAGAUUACGAACCUUCUUGUAAUAGUCCAACCACUGAAGCAGAACCGUGGCUAUACCUCAUGCCGUCUCAAUUGAGCUUCACCGAAGACAAAAAUCUUCAAUUCCAUCAGUGGUAUAGUGAUAUUCCCACUAGUUCUAAUAUUGGGCCUAACUAG